Molecule: messenger RNA, 6856 nt
Organism: Siniperca chuatsi (mandarin fish)
Lineage: Eukaryota; Metazoa; Chordata; Actinopteri; Centrarchiformes; Sinipercidae
Product: contactin-associated protein-like 4
Exons: 24
Coding region: 165-4103 (1312 amino acids)
Source: RefSeq, a predicted model, not a curated record
GACCUCUCUCUCUCCCCCCCUACUCUCUCUCACCCCUACUCUCUCCCUCCUCUCUUCCCUCAGCCGGGUUUGAGGAUAUCUCUCUUGGAGCUGGAGAGGAGAGGUUGGCCGUCUCUCUCUUCCAGCAGCCGCCGGGUUUCUCUGCAGCCUCCCGCCGCUUCAUCAUGGAUCUGCGGACUAAAAGAGUCGCUGGGAUUAUCGCUCAGGUCGCCCUGCUUCUCUCCAGCUCGUACGGGACAACCGGAGAAGAAGUGUGUGACAGCGCGCUGGUGUCUAAUCUGCCGCCAUCGUCCUUCAGAAGCUCCUCCCAGCUGUCCAGCAGUCACGCGCCAGGCUUUGCCAAGCUCAACAGGAGAGAAGGAGCUGGAGGUUGGUCUCCUCUCACCUCAGACAGGUAUCAGUGGUUGGAGGUCGACCUGGGUGAGCGGACCAAAAUCACAGUUGUCGCUACUCAGGGCCGCUACGGCAGCUCUGAUUGGCUGACGUUGUACCUGCUGAUGUUCAGCGACACGGGACACAACUGGAAACAAUACAGACAGGAGGACAGUAUAGGGUCUUUUCCAGGUAACAGUAAUGCAGACAGUGUGGUUAAGUACAAACUGCAGCAGCCGGCGAUCGCUCGCUUCCUCCGCCUCAUUCCUCUGGACUGGAACCCCAGCGGGAGGAUCGGACUCCGGCUGGAGACCUACGGAUGUCCUUACACCUCUGAUGUGGUGAGUUUGGACGGUGGCAGCAGUCUGGUGUACAGGUUGAGUCCCGGGCCGAGGCGUAUGUCCAGAGAUGUUGUCUCUCUGAAAUUUAAAACCCUGAAGAAUUCUGGGACACUGCUGCACACAGAGGGAGAGGGAGGACUCAGCCUCAGUCUGGAGUUAGAGAGAGGAAAGCUACAGCUGCUGCUCAGACAAGGUAGGACUUCAUCCUCCGAACCCCAGCGUCUCGCUUCCCUCGGCAGCCUGUUAGAUGAUCAGCAUUGGCACCAUUUAGCAGUGGAGCGGCGCAGCUCUCACCUCAACCUCACUGUGGACAAACACACCGAGAGGGUUCAAAUCCCUGCAGAGUUCAGCCACUUGGACAUCAAGCAGCUAAGUGUAGGGGCAGACCAGAGCCUCGGUCCUCAGAUACCAUUUGUCUCCAAGAGGAACUUUAAUGGCUGCCUGGAAAACCUGCUGUACAAUGGCCUCAACCUGAUAGAACUAGUAAAACACAAAGACCACCAAGUUACUGUAAUGGGCAAUGUGACCUUUUCUUGUGCUGAGCCAGUUUCCGUUGCCGUGACGUUCCCUGGCCCCCAGAGCUUCCUCCAGUUGCCAGGGGCGACAGCGUCCUCCUCGGGGGGCGUGUCUGUGGGGUUCCAGUUCAGGACGUGGAACAAGGCGGGGCUUCUGCUCACCUUUGACCUUCCUCAGGACGGGGGCGUGGUCUGGCUGCACCUGAGUGAGGCCAGACUCCGGCUACAGAUCCAUAAAGCUGGCAGGGCGCUGCUGGAGCUCAGUGCAGGUUCUGCUCUGAAUGACGGUCAGUGGCAUUCGAUGGAGCUGAUCUCCAGACGAGGUCAUCUGAGCAUCACUGUGGAUAAAGAGGAAGGAGGCAGCGCUCAAGCCAGCCCCUCAUUUCCUGUCACCAUAGAAAGUCAUCUCUUCUUUGGUGGUUGUCCUGCAGAAGACGACAGGCAGGAAUGCAGAAACCCCUUUAAUGUCUUCCAGGGCUGCAUGCGUCUCUUAACUCUGGACAACCAGAAUGUAGACCUGAUCAUGGUGCAGCAAAAGCAGCUGGGAAUCUACAGCAACCUGCAGAUCGACAUGUGUGGAAUCAUCGACAGGUGCUCUCCCAGUCGUUGUGAACAUGGCGGCCUCUGCAGUCAGUCCUGGACUGUCUUCCACUGUAACUGCUCUGACAGCGGCUACAGCGGAGCGACCUGCCACAGCUCUGUGUACGAACAGUCCUGCGAGGCGUACAAACACAACGGCAACUCGUCGGGACAUUUUUAUAUCGACGUGGACGGCAGCGGACCAAUCAAACCGCAGCUUGUCUACUGCAACAUGACAGAGGGGAACACAUGGAUGGUGAUCCAGCACAACAACACAGAGCUGACCAGAGUUCGACCAUCUCCAGGUGUAAACCAGCAUUCAGUCCACUUUGACUAUUCGACUGAAGAGGAGCAGCUUUUGGCCGCCAUCAGCCAAUCAGAGCACUGCGAACAGGAACUUUCCUACCACUGCAGGAAGUCCCGCCUCCUCAACACUCCAGACGGCUCUCCGUUCAGCUGGUGGCUCGGUGGUCCCGGUCCCGGUCGUCUCCAGGCUUAUUGGGGCGGAGCUCAGCCAGGCAGCCAGCAGUGUGCGUGCGGCCUGCAGGGCGACUGUGUGGAUCCACAACACUACUGCAACUGUGACGCCGACCGCAUGGAGUGGGCUGAAGACUCGGGCCUGCUCACCCAUAAGGAGAGCCUCCCAGUCAGGUCUCUGGUGCUGGGUGACAUCCAGAGGCCGGGGUCAGAGGCCGCCUACAGGGUGGGACCUCUCCGUUGUCAUGGAGACAAGAACUUCUGGAACGCUGCGUUUUUCGACAAGGAGACGUCGUACCUCCACUUUCCCACCUUCCAUGGAGAGCUGAGCGCUGAUAUCUCCUUCCUAUUUAAAACCACAGCCUCCUCUGGUGUGUUCCUGGAAAACCUGGGCAUCAAAGACUUUAUCCGGAUAGAACUGAGCUCCUCCACUCACGUGGUUUUCUCCUUCGAUGUGGGUAACGGGCCGCUGGAGGUUCGCGUGGAGUCGAGCGUGCCGCUGAAUGACAACCGGUGGCAUCGAGUUCGAGCAGAGCGUAACGUCAAGGAGGCAUUGCUUCGUUUGGAUGAACUUCCUGCCGCCACACAGGAGGCUCCUGCUGACGGACAGUUCCACCUGCAGCUCAACAGCCAGCUGUUCAUAGGAGGCACAGCGUCCAGGCAGAAGGGCUUUCGGGGCUGUAUUCGCUCCCUGCAACUGAACGGCGUCACCCUGGACUUGGAGGAGAGGGCGAGGAUGACGCCUGGGGUUCGACCCGGCUGCCCGGGUCACUGCAGCAGCUACGGCUCGUUCUGCCAGAACCAGGGCCGCUGCGUGGAGAGAGCCAGCGGCUUCCACUGUGACUGCGGCCUGUCAGCAUACACUGGAGUCUUCUGCCAUACAGAGGUGUCAGCCAGCUUCAAGUCGGGGACGUCUAUCAGCUACACCUUCAAGGAGCCGUACGAGUUGAGCAGGAACAGCAGCGCUUUGCCGUCCUCCAUCUACUCUGACAUGACGCUGAGAGGAGAGAACGUCUCCCUGAGCUUCAGGACGAACCAGAGUCCGGCUGUGCUGUUCUACGUCAGCUCCUACUACAGAGAGUACCUGGCCCUGCUCAUCAACAAGCACGAUAAGCUGGAGGUGAGAUACAAACUGGACAGCAGCAGAGAUGCCGAAGUGUUGAGGAGCGGAGUGAGGAGCCUGGCCAACGGACAGCUACACACUGUUACCAUCAGGAGACUGACAGACUCUGUGUCUGUGCAGAUCGACCAAAAUGCCAGAGAAGACUUCAAUCUGACGUCUGAUGGAGAAUUCAACGCCAUCAAGUCGCUGGUGUUGGGCAAAGUGCACGGGUCUGAUGAUUUGGAUCCAGACCUGGCCAGGUUGGCGUCUCUCGGUUUCACCGGUUGCCUCUCAGUGGUCUACUUUAACUCCAUCAGCCCUCUGAAAGCUGCUCUGCUCCACCCAGACACCAGCCCUGUCAUUAUCACCGGACCUUUAGUCCAGUCCAACUGCGGCUCCUCGGCUUCAGCAAAUCCUGACGCAGCAGAGAACACACAUCACCUGUCAGACCAGUCUGGUUCAAUGGGUUCAGGUCAACCUUUAGUCAAUGCCAUCAGGAGUGACUCAGCUCUGAUUGGAGGUGUCAUAGCAGUGGUGAUCUUUGUGGUUGUGACUGGCCUGGCGAUAACUGCCAGAUUCCUCUACCGGAGAAAAGAGACAUAUCGAAACCAGGAAGUGAAGGGAGUCAAACAGGAGGACAACCCAGAUUUCCUUUACAACAACCAGGCUGACUCCCAGAAUGUCUCCGGUGAAAACCCAAAGGAGUAUUUCAUUUAACUGAUGACCUGAUGAACUGGUGGUUUUUGGAAUAGAUGUUGCUCCAGCCCUCCUACCACGCCUCAGGACUUUACACUGCACUCAGAGCCACUCAGACACUUUACUGGAAGAAGUGGCUCCGCAGCAUGUCGAGGCAAAAAAAGAACAAUUUGCACAGUGUUGUCUUUCUGUUGCUUUACAGUAAAUUGUGAAUAUGCUGAUACAACAGGCAACAGUGUUGGACUUAUGAGGUGUGAUAUCCUUGUUUCAACUGUAAAUAUUCAAAAAUGUAAAUGUUGAAUUAUUGUCUUUGUAAAAAUCUCUGGCUAACGUCACUUUGUCAUAUUGAAAUGUUGUAAAUGAUGGAGGUAUGAGUAUUUUUAUUGUGUAUGGGUAGGGAAAAUGUCAAGCUACACCCUAUUGUGUUUGGAUUUCUCUUGGAGAAAGAUGGUGCUUAUAUUUAGAGACAGGAGAGAACUUGAAAUUGGCAGGACGUUGUUUUAUUGUAUAUCCCCUUGAAGUUCGUUCAGUCAUCAUACCUUUGGUUCUGAUCAUAUGGUUUCGCCGCCUUUUACAAGGUACCAUGUAUCAAAUGAAAAUGUGAAAAAUACGUGACAAUGUGAAAGGAGUCACUUGUAGUGAUGAACCUACAGAGAAUUAUCCGCAGCUUCUCUCGGCUUUACAGAGAUUUAUACUUUACUGUUUUGGUUCAUUCAUAGCAUAAUUUUUGUGGGUGCAGCCAACAGCUUUUUUUUUUUUUUUUUUGGAAAAAAGCUCAAAUAACGCACUCUACACUCCUACUCAGCACCAAACGGCAGACAGUUAGAGACUAGCUGGUCAAAAGCUGUCAUUUAGCAGCUGAAGAGCUAAACAAAAAAACAGAGCGAAUAUUGAACUUACAUUCGCAGAAACGCAACUACAAAUUAAAUGUAAGUAACUGUUUGCUAACAAGCUUGCUGUAUCAACUUAUAUGUCAAAAUAUGAUGUAUGUCAAUGUUGUUUACAGGUUGUUUGCUGCGCCCAAGUGGCCAUAAAAAUCAGUCAUUCCAGGUUUAAGAUUUAAAUCAUGGUUGAUUUGGCAACACUGGUUUAUCUAAAGCAUAUCAAAGAGGCAUCUCUUAUGUAAUGUAGCCUGAGAAAUUCUUUUUGAAAAUUUUCAUACGAAGAAGUCAAGCUGUUUCUCCCACAGAAACUCUUGAUUUCUUUCCUUCCCACGGUUCAAACGAUUCAAACAACUUUGUUCUGGUAAAACUAGGUUCCUAGUCUGUAGUCUGGAUUCAUUUAUAAGAACUUUUGUAUGUGAACGAUUUUGUUUGUUGCAGUGAAGGUUUGAGAUAUCUGACACAGGCAUUCAAUUUAUUCUUUCCCCUUCUUUCUUUUCUGAACAUGGUGGCAUUGGCAGGAAACUGAGUCACAUCCAUGAUCAUUUCUAGACUUCUAUCACAUGGGUGGUUCCCUCAAAAGCCUUUACUGUACAUCCAGUUCAUUUUCCUUUUUCUUUCUACCCCCACUUAAACGUUUUCUCCUCCCUGCUGCACGCCGCCUGCUGGGAACUUCCUCUCCCAGCUCUCUAAAUGUCUCUGAACAGUAAAGCUUUUAACUUUGACAGCAGCAUAGACUCUACAACACUGUGGCUGUUUGUCACCUUGUUCACUGCACGCAGAGACAGUUAAUGUGUUUUUGAAAUGCUAAUCUGCUUCUGUCUGACAGGUGGAUUGGGACUUGAGCAGAGUGAUGAUCAGAAUGAGACAGAAAGAUAAUCCGAGAGGCUGAGUCAAGCAGACAUGGAUGUAAUGAAAACACCAAUUCUGAUAAACACUGAAAAUGAAGAAAAUCCCCCCAUGUGUUAAUUCAGCUCAUGUGUAAAGAGUGCUGCUGAUAGAGGGAGGAUGAGAAGCAGAAAGAGGAUCGACAGCAGCUGUUUAUCAAACACACACCACCCUCUCUCUCUCCGAGACCCCAAAGCACAGAUGGGAUUUUAAUGACAAAAGUUGUUAAAACUUCAAAGUGCUUCUUUAAACUUAAUCUCAUUGUAUCUAUUUUAAUCACCCCACAACCACAAGUGAACAGCUGAUGGCAGGUAUUGUUUUCUGCUGUGUUUCUGUCUCUGGUGUCUCUGCUGCAGCAGCCGCUCAUACAUAACUCGAAAACUGAGUAGUAACCAUGCCUACACAUAUACCAGUGCAGUUGGGUCAGCACAUUUCUGCCCUACAAAAGGAUACAGUAGUGAAUAACAAAAAAAACAUUGUUUAAAAGCAUGUAAUGUUUGUUAUAAAGUUGAGUCAUGUUGUUUCACUUUUGAAAAACACAAAGAAAUGUUAUUGCUUCACCUUUGUAGGGAAGAGUACAAAAAUGUGUCUCAAUUGAAAAGCUCUUACCGUGACACUAAACAGAAAGAAAGAAAGAGGAAAAUUUGGCAGCCAGAAAACAGACCUUUAGUUGUGAAUUUUCAGGCUCAGUCCAGUGUUACUGUGAAACAGUUGCAUAUUUGAACCUGCGUAUGUGCACCUGUACACCUGAAAGCAUUUUUGCAAUCAGGUUUUGCUGAUAGUGGUUUGGUCUCUUUUGUGGCAAGGUUUGUAGUUAAGCUGAAUAGCUCUCAGUGUAACUAUACUAAUGUAAUGAUACUUAGUAUUGGUGAUGAACAGUGAUGUCAGUGAGUUUGAGUGACAUGCCAAAAAAAAAAAAAAAAACCCAGAAGGUUUUAACCAUAUCCUGGUUGUUUGGUUACAGACAAAAUCCUGUUUGAUGAAAAUAAAAUGUUUUUUCAGAGA